Messenger RNA from Mus musculus (house mouse), 2227 nucleotides. It is a transcript of the gene Tmprss4, whose product is annotated as transmembrane protease, serine 4. Lineage: Eukaryota; Metazoa; Chordata; Mammalia; Rodentia; Muridae. Gene Ontology annotation, biological process: proteolysis; protein processing; positive regulation of viral entry into host cell. Gene Ontology annotation, cellular component: membrane; plasma membrane; secretory granule. Gene Ontology annotation, molecular function: serine-type peptidase activity; serine-type endopeptidase activity. The record is from RefSeq and is marked validated. The coding region runs from base 249 to 1556 and encodes 435 amino acids. The transcript is spliced from 13 exons.
AAGUCACUCCUAGAUACAGUGGCAGGUGGUAGCUGGCUUGCGGAAGGAAGAGGAAGAAGAGAAUGUGGGCCAUCAAGGAGCAAGGCCAGCCUUGCACUUGGGCCCCCUCUGCUCAGUGCUGACCAGGGCUUUCUGAGCCGCUUCCUAAUGAGGCUCAUUUGAAGACCCCCCCCCACCCCCCUCCUGCUGUCUUGGGUGGCAGAGCUAGCUCCAGGCUGUAAGAAAAUUAGGAGGAUUACCAAAGCAGUAUGGAGUCAGACAGUGGCCAACCCCUCAACAACCGUGAUAUUGUUCCCUUUCGCAAACCCCGAAGGCCCCAGGAGACCUUCAAAAAGGUGGGGAUCCCCAUCAUUGCAGUGCUGCUGAGCCUGAUAGCCCUCGUGAUUGUGGCCCUUCUCAUCAAGGUGAUUCUGGAUAAAUACUACUUCAUCUGCGGCAGUCCCCUGACCUUCAUUCAGAGGGGCCAGUUGUGUGACGGCCACCUUGACUGCGCCUCAGGGGAGGAUGAGGAACACUGUGUCAAGGACUUCCCUGAAAAGCCCGGAGUGGCAGUCCGGCUCUCCAAGGACAGAUCCACCCUGCAGGUGCUGGAUGCAGCCACAGGGACCUGGGCCUCAGUCUGUUUCGACAACUUCACAGAAGCACUGGCCAAGACAGCCUGCAGACAGAUGGGCUAUGACAGCCAGCCCGCUUUCAGAGCAGUGGAGAUCCGUCCAGAUCAGAACCUCCCUGUUGCUCAAGUCACAGGAAACAGCCAGGAACUUCAGGUGCAGAAUGGAAGCAGAUCCUGCCUCUCAGGCUCCCUGGUUUCCUUGCGCUGCCUUGACUGUGGAAAGAGCCUGAAGACUCCUCGUGUGGUGGGUGGGGUGGAGGCCCCUGUGGAUUCUUGGCCGUGGCAGGUCAGCAUCCAGUACAACAAGCAGCAUGUCUGUGGUGGGAGCAUCCUGGAUCCCCACUGGAUCCUCACAGCAGCCCACUGCUUCAGGAAGUAUCUUGAUGUGUCAAGCUGGAAGGUCAGGGCAGGCUCAAACAUACUGGGUAACUCUCCAUCCUUGCCUGUGGCCAAGAUCUUCAUCGCUGAACCCAAUCCUCUGUACCCCAAAGAGAAGGACAUUGCCCUUGUUAAGCUGCAGAUGCCACUCACAUUCUCAGGCUCAGUCAGGCCCAUCUGCCUGCCCUUCUCUGAUGAGGUGCUUGUCCCAGCCACACCAGUCUGGGUCAUUGGAUGGGGCUUUACAGAAGAAAACGGAGGAAAGAUGUCUGACAUGCUACUGCAGGCAUCAGUCCAGGUCAUUGACAGCACACGGUGCAAUGCAGAGGAUGCCUACGAAGGGGAAGUGACCGCUGAGAUGCUGUGUGCAGGUACCCCACAGGGUGGCAAGGACACCUGCCAGGGUGACAGUGGUGGGCCUUUGAUGUACCAUUCUGACAAGUGGCAGGUAGUAGGCAUCGUGAGCUGGGGCCAUGGAUGCGGCGGCCCAAGUACUCCUGGAGUGUAUACCAAGGUCACUGCCUAUCUCAACUGGAUCUACAAUGUUCGGAAGUCUGAGAUGUAACGCUGCCGUCCCCCACAUCCAGAAGCUGCUUCCCUUCAGACCUACCUACGGCAUGACCCCUCAAAGUCAGAUAUGGGACAAGAGCCUCCUUGAACAAACUCUGGUAUCCCUGCAGCAAGCAAGGAUACAUUGCAGAGGUGCCCGGAGUGGAGUCAGAUGGGCUAGCUCAGCCACCCCUGCAUCUCCCAAACCCUGGGAGACAUGUGGCCCAUGGGAGUAAAUCCAGGACAUUGACUCAACUCUCAGAAGUGUUAUUCAGUCAAGGAGGCUCUCCCUUCCACUGAAGGAAGGAAAGUCAGCUCUCUCCUGAAAGGCCAGAUCACUGGCUGAGUAGAUGAGACAAGGGUAUGAAAGGCCUUUGCCAUCUUCUUUGCCCAGUCCUGAAAGCACUGACGUAAGAGACCAGUCAGUUCUAAUGUAAGGUGUAUAUUUUAGUGUCAGGGUAUUGCAAUUGUCACCUCUGUGGUCAAUAUCAUUAAACAGGUAUGAGAAUUCGCUGGCAUAGACUUCCUGGUCUGCUUAAUAAGAAUCCAACUAAGGAUGUCACAUGACAGUUUCCCAGAAAAUGUGAACAAGUGUCCAUCUGACACACGGCACCAAUGACAAACCAAAGAAGUUAUUCUGCCUGAGUCUCAGUUGCUGAACUAAUAAAUUAGCUGCGGUUUCUUGCA